Aplysia californica (California sea hare) is the source of this 3716-nucleotide messenger RNA. RefSeq lists its product as uncharacterized. Lineage: Eukaryota; Metazoa; Mollusca; Gastropoda; Aplysiida; Aplysiidae. The record is from RefSeq and is a predicted model, not a curated record.
UUUUUCAACUGACUCUCUCGCUCAACGUCUCAUACCACGACUCUGUGUACAAUCACUGCAUAGUGUACCAACAAACAAAAAUUGUAUUUCCAAAGUUACUUCCCUGAAGUAGAAGCGGCAAAGGUUUAAGUCUUGCGAGAAAAAAACGAACUAACAGAAGACAAACAAAAAUAAAAAGCAACAGCAGCAACAACAAUAACAAGCCAAAGAUGUCGAGACCAAUGGGUGAAGGCAAGAUCCUCAAGGACAACCGGUCCACCUACAACCUAAUCCAACACGAACAUCACGUUCCACAGUCACCUUUCUUCAAACCCGGAGACGCCCAAAAGUAUGGGCCCGGCAUGAGAAGACAAGAGGACUGGAGGGGAGCACCACAGUCUGAUAGGCAGGGCGGUGGGAGGGGCAUGGACGAUUCCUACAAUCCACAAACCAAUCGUAUCCGCCACGAUCAACACAUGCCCCAGUCUCCGCUCUAUGUCUCGGGGAAGUCCCCACGACAGGGAUAUGACCAAACUCAAGGCUACGACCAGACUCAAGGUUACGACCAAUCGCGUGCUUAUCAGCAGAGCCCUGUGUUCCUCAAAGACGUGCAAGACACCAGCCCUAGGGUGGACUUCAGAGAUGAGCCGGGGUACGGCAGUCCGACGGGAAGACAAAGCGGGGCAGACAUGAGGCGGGAUGACAACUUCCAGCUGAUGGCGUCCCCCGAUCCCCUUGACCUUCCGACUCACCAUAAGGCACGUGAUCCUAUGAGCAACGGGUUUAAAGCGUACAACGAGCAGAUGUCCAGGGUCAUUGACCAUACCAGUCACGUGCCACACUCUCCCCUGUACAGACCUAGCCCCAGGGACACUGAGACACCCACACAACAGCAACAUCAACAGCAACAGCAACAGCAACAGCAUCUCUUUGAUGGGAAGCCUACCGAUGGGGUAGGAGUUCAAAACACCGAGGAUAAUCGUACACAUUCCAGGGAGAUUGUUCCCUUGAGAUUCCGGUCAAACUUUCAACGGUCACACCUUAGACGGAGCUACCCUGGACCUUUUCGAGACAGCGGAGUGUUCAUUCCACAUAGAAGCCACGUGCCCCUCACACCUCUUUACAGACAUGAUUUUCAGCUGAUGAACCAAAACAAGUUGGCUUGUAGCAAAACAAAACUGGGCGAUGUUAAAUUGCCGGAAGUUAUCUCCCCCAGAGAGGCUGCAGAAACAGCUGACAAACCGACCUGGGCAACAAAUACGUGGCCUAAAAAGAACGUGACAUACGGCGGCUCUCGUCCAAUGAGCGAUCAGUUCAUUGGCCACCGGAAUCAUGUACCUCUAACACCGAUUUACCGACAGGGACAAACUCUUGGGGCUUCUAGGCCAGACGGACCACCCACACCCAACUACAACGUGUCCCAUCUUAGGUUUGAGGAGGAGCCUUACCAUCAUCAGCCAAACGCCAAAGCCCCAGCUAUGAUCUCCCCAAGGAGGGAGUACCACAUCAGCGACUACAAGGGCAACCCCAUGCCUCCUAUGGGCGACAGCCUGGGCUACUACACUGACCGGCCCGGCUACUACAAUGACGAUGGUGCUAUCCUCACUGAUCGUUCUCCCACCGGGGAGCUCCGGAACUUCGACACGGACCCUCGAGGCUACAACACUGUGCGCUCUAAUUACAGCAACUACAGAUCCAACCCAUGGGCACAGAACAAGCCUGGCCGCGGAGAUUUGUUCGAUCCUAGAGCAGGACAUGGAGCGACCGGACGGAAUGGAGGAGCUCUUCUGUUUAUCCGUUUCCCAGUGGGACAAGGAGAGAACAUAUCUGUGGCAUCACAGGCUUUCCAGAAGUCCAAGAUACAUGACGUAGGGGGUCGUUUCCUGGGCAUCGCCAGAAAGGUGUACGACUUCGGCUACGACGCCGGGACCGCUGAGGCAGUGGGCGUGUUCCACUUCCCCACCAUGGACAAGGCAGUCCUGUUCUUCCAGCUGGACCCCAUCCUACGUCAACCCGACUUCCCCCCGCCUUACGGACACUCGGCUAUGUGGAUCGUGUGUAACGCCUAUCUACCCGACAACAUGGACUUGUUCAACACAUUCUUGCUUUCGGAGAUAGAACUUCAUCGAGGAAAGACCAAAAGGCAGUUCUUUGAGGAAUUCCAGGUUGAUUUUGAGAAGUUCCUGGCCAAAAACGGUGCCAUGCCAUUUGCCGUCUGCUCGUACGGCGGCCAGGACAGGCGUAGUCUGAGACGUCACGCCUACCCGGCAAACUCUGUGGUCACGUGCCAUCUAUUCCAGGGCAUGGAGCAUCUCAAGUACAUGACGGAAGACGAGACGUACUGUAAGUUCCGCAGCCUUCACAACCAGAUGGCCCUGGAGAAAUGCUCGGUGUUCAGUAUCUCCAAAAGAGGAAUUCUGUAGUUCUGUUAUUUGUAGAUAAGAUUAUUUUUAGUUGUUUUUUUGUGUUUUGUGUACUGAGCUGAAACUGUGAUAUUUUAAACGUUUUUUUUUUCACCACGAAAAGGUCAUUACAGUCAGCGUGGAUAUUGUCAAAGAAGUACUUUGAUACAAUUACCGUCGUUUGUACAGGGAACGAGUAGCAUAGAUAGACAGAAACAACUGCAGGGCGGAAAAGAAAGAAGACCUAGAUCUAUCUGUGUUGUCUUUAAACCACCCAUAAUAGAGGGCUUGCGAUAUAAUAGCGUACAGCCAAAGCAAAAUACAACCAGCCACAUCAACUGGAGCAAUAUUAACAAUAACAAAAACAGCAGUAACAACAACAGGAACAACAAUAUCAAGGAUAUUGAAAUGUUUAUCAUAUCUGCUCAUGUUCACAAUGCGGUGUUGACGCUCAAAGACAAUGCAUGUGACUGUGACUGGGAAUUAAGGAACAAAAACACGGAAUGUGUUUUCUCCUUUUAAAGACGUUUUUAAGAACUAGAUUCUGGAACUACGCGACUCAUUGCUCUUCAUGUAGUAUUUUCCUAACUACGGCAAGGUCGACGGUAUAGUACCGUAUAGCGUUUGUCGUUGUUGUUCUUAGCGUUGUCAUAAAGUGCGGAGUGUGAAAUAGAUUGUUAACCAUGUCUGAGAUAUUUGCAAGCCAUAUUUUGGAGAGUAUACCUUUACAAUGUUGUCAUGUCGACAUCAAAUAGAUAUUUUUGUUGCACUCAUUUUUUUUAUUAACAUACGUUUUAAUAAUCUCUUUGAAAACAUUGGACUAUAACAUUUCACUCUGUUUAUCUAUGUAUAUAGUUCAGUUUUGCAACACUGCAAAACUUAAGGAAACAGUCCAAUUAUUGAUUGAAGUCCCAACCGAGAAGGAGAAUAAUGUCAUAUAUUCAAAGAUACACUGAAACGCCAUACGCGUUGCUCUGUGUAACAUUGCAAAUGCGCACCAUAAUCUUGAAUGUAUUUCAAAAUGAGUGUACGAUAUGGGCUAAACAGAAAUUUAUUAUAGUAACGUGUCCUAUUUUUUGCCCGAAAUAGAGUAUUGUGUUAAUCUUAUUUGAAAUAUGUUCGGUAUUUCUUGAACGGUCAUAGAGUCUGAGGUGAGAGGGAGUUUAGUAAGAUAAAUUAUUAUGUGUAAUGCCAUUGUCAGAGAUUUUUUUCAGGGGGGUGGGGUGGGUCUUUUUAAUCUUUUUAGUAAUAAGUACUAAGUACCUGUUGUGUCACCUAUGUGGGCAAUCAAUGACACUGAUAACAUACGAAGUACAAUCUCCCCUCCACCCCCCC